This is a messenger RNA of Thecamonas trahens ATCC 50062, 3739 nucleotides long. RefSeq lists its product as uncharacterized. Gene Ontology annotation, cellular component: exocyst. Gene Ontology annotation, biological process: exocytosis. The coding region runs from base 1 to 2778 and encodes 925 amino acids. Gene Ontology annotation, molecular function: phosphatidylinositol-4,5-bisphosphate binding. Lineage: Eukaryota; Apusomonadida; Apusomonadidae. The transcript has 2 exons. The record is from RefSeq and is a predicted model, not a curated record.
AUGUCGCCACGGGAUACAACGGGACAGACCCGUCUUUCCCCGCCGCUGACGGCAGAAAUGGCGUCGUCAUCGACCUCGUUGGACUUUUCCACCUCGUCUCAGAGCGGCUCUAGCGCCAGCAGCGGCCCGCCGCCGGCCGUCCCUCCGCUGCCGCCCUCCUCGGCGGCGUCAGCGGCAAGACCGGCGCCUGCAGUUCCGGCUCGCCCGCCGGACCGAGCGCAGACGCGAGCUACCGCUGGUUCAGACAGCAGCUCGUUCUCAUGUGGAAGCAGCUCGGAAAGCGAGAGUGGAAGCGAGGCACCUGUCCCGGCCGCUCGGUCAGCGGCCCGAGCUCGAGCACCAGCACCAGCGCGUGCACCACCAGCCCCUACACCAACGCCAGCUCGGGCGCAAGCGGCGCCUCGCGAGUCUGGCGAUGGGGGACAGGCGACACCGCGGACGCCGCGGAAGCACGGCUGGGACAUUCUGCGGUCGCAUCCAAAGCUCUCGCAGGCUGCACGAGUCCUCAAUCGAUCGGCUAGCAAGAUCCAGGCCGACCGCGGGCGGGAGGACGAGAGCAUCGGCGAGGCUGACAGCGGGAGCGAGUCGUACACGGUCGAUUACUCGUACUCGGGCUCGAGAUCAUGGACUGACGAGGGCGAGAGACUCGGCAGCUCUGCCGAAGCAGCGCGAGCCCGGCGCAAGCGGCGCGAGCGGCGGCGGGCGCAGUUGACAGGCGGGGCGCGGCAGCGGUCAUCGAUAUUUGCGUCUGCGCUCGACCACGAGCUCAAGUCGGAUGCUUGGCUGGCUCUGGCGCAGGGCCAGGUGAAGCAAGAGCUUUCUCUGACAGACAAGUUGCUGCAGGAAGAGCUGUACGCGACGGUGCCGGGGACGCCGAUGCCGGACCACAUGGCAGCGCAGGAGGCGGCGCUCGCCGAGCUGGAGGCAGCGGUGGCGCGCGACUCGGCGAUGCUCACGUCGUUCCGCGACGCGCUAGGACGGGCCAAGGAUGCCGCAGGCAACCUGCGGAGCGGACUAGAGGCGGUCGAGGCCAAGCUCGACGUGGUCGAGUCGCUGGUCGUCCCCAUCCACACGGUCACCUCCCAGCUGCAAACGACGCACGCCAAUCUCGAGGCGACGACAGAGUUGCUGGAGGAGGCGCUGGCGCACUACGCGGUGCCUGGUGAGCUGGCCCAGGUUGUCUCGCAGCCUGCCCGACAGGAACGGUACAAGCCGGUGGUCCGGGCUGUGGAGCGGAUCGACGCGGCGCUGGCGUUCUUUGGAGCGCACCCCGAGUAUGCCGAUGCUAAGGCGACGGCGGCGACACUGCGGACCAUGCGGGCCAAGGGCUUGGAGAAUGUAGGCGAGAUGGUGGCGCGGGUAGCGACGACGUCGUGCGCCAAGGCGCGCCUUGCGGCCGAGUACGUCGGAGUCGAGGGGGCGUGGCCGGUGGCGUCAGAUGCCGCAAGCCUGCUCCUCGAUGUGGCGCCGGCGCUGAGCGGAGCGCGGUACACCGCGCAUGAGGCAGUGCUGGCGAGCGCGAGGCGAACCGGCCUGAUGGCGUCGCUCAAGGCCGAGGCUGUGGCGCUCGGAGCGGACGCACCGGCGAAGAGUGGGAGCAGGCGACGGAGCGGGCGGCGCCGGGCGCGGUCGGCCGAGACUGGACCCCACGUCCACUGGUACACCAAGGGCUCGCUGCCGUACCUGAAGCUGGUGCAGAGCUUUCUCGGGAUGGCCGAGGCCGAGCGCGAGUUUGCGACGCGGCUCUUUACGCUCGACUCGUUUGAUGCCAACUUUAAGACCGUGGUCGAGGCCUCGGUGGACUACCUCGUUGAGGUCGGGAGCGGGGCAGUGGCGCGGAGUGAGGAGUCUAUGCGGCCGCUGGUGACGAUGGACGUGGUCGGCGUGCUGUCAGAGACUUUUGUGGCGUUUGCGAGCGUGCUGCGCGGCGUCGAUGGCAUCGGUCUUGCCACUGGCCUCUCCAAAUUUAUGGACUCGCUCAACGGAGCAUUGCGGGCGUGGCUGACGUCGUUUGUGGCCUCGGUGGCAUCGCACUCUGCCAAGCAAGUUCCCAAGGAUGGAACCGUCUCGGAGCACACCGCCAACACGCUCGGCUACGCCCGGGCGCUGCUCGACUACGAGGCGCUGCUGCAAUCGCGGCUGCCAGCGGUGUCGUGGCGCGAGGCGGGCGAGGCGAGCGGCAGCGGCGAAGCGCGGGCAGCGACAACGCCGCUGGGCGAGUACAUGUGCAAGGUCCUCCGCACGCUCGAGGAUAACAUCCACGCCAAGGCGAGGAGCUACAAGGUCGACUCGCUGCGGCACAUCUUUCUCCUCAACAACUUUCACUACAUCGUGAGCUCGGUCCGGUCGUCGGGCCUCGCCUCGGUCGUCCCGGGCGCGCUGGUGGGCGAGUUUGAGGCUCAGGAGGCGCGGGCCCGCGAAAAGUACCAGCGGACGUGGGAUGCGGCCAUGACGCAUUUGCUCGACAAGAACCUUGCGCUGAAGGCAUCGGGAGGCGAGUCGGCCAAGCUGUCCAAGUCUGACCGCGAAAACAUCAAGAGCCGGUUCUCCAAGUUCAACGCCGAGUUUGAGGCCAUCACAGCGGCCGCGGCAACGUACACGGUGGCGGAUCCGGAGCUCCGCGACGCGCUCAAGGCCGAAUCAAAGGAGCGAUUGCUCCCGCUGUACACUCAGUUUGUGGCGCGGUAUCGUGACGUCUCGUUUACCAAGAACUUGUACAAGUACCUCAAGUAUAUGCCCGAGACGGUUGCGGAGAAGAUGGACCGCGCGUUUGCAUGACGCGCUCUGCAUGGUGCUGGAUCACUCGUCGACGUCGUUGAUGUUGAUGACGUACGUCUUGCCGGGCUCCCACUUCAUGGUGACCACGGGUGUGUCGAUUGCGUACGCGUCCGACGUCUCGGAGAUGUCAGACUCGGUGUCGACGGCAGGCGAGCCCGAGACUGGGAAGCUUCUUGGCGGGACUGGCGGCCGGACGUCAGCAUCAAGCACGGCGUCAGAUGCGUCCAUGUCGACCAGGUCGUACUCGAGGUCGAUGUCCGAGUCGGUGUCGCCUGAGCGGACGUCGAUAACCUCAAAAUCGUGCGAGGCCGACGACGCGUCCAACAUGUCUCCAGCGCUCGACUCGUCGUCGCCAGCGUUCGAGUCGGAAGCCGAGACGAUGACGUGCUCAAGCUCGGUGAGCGGCUCAUCGGCGGCAUGAGGCGACAUAGGGACAGUAGAGGCCGGGGCUGGAGCUGGGCUGUUGUCUGUGUCCGACUCGGUGGGGCUCUCGCGCAUGGCGUCCUCAAUAGCCUCCUUCUCGGCGAGCCGAACUUUCCACGAGUCGACCAACUCGAGCCAGCGCUGGAUGAGGGCCACGAGCGAUUUGCGGCGAGCCCGGACCAAGUCUGAGCCGUGCGACGGGAUCGAGUCGAGUUUGAGCAUGCCGUGAUGCAUGAGCAUCUCGCCAAGGCCGACGGCGUCGACCUCGCGGGCGGUGUUGUUUGCGAGCUUGGCCUCAAACUCGCGGACAAGCUCCGUCACCUUGUGCAUGACAUCGCGAAGAGCGCGGAGGUGGUCGAGGAUGUGGGAGCGGCGGACGAGCCAGCCGCGGACAGCUGCCUGGAUGACGAUGGCAGAGGCGUGGCGGACCUCGGGCAAAGCCCGGCGGCGGGCCUCGGCCUCGGCCACCCGGCGGGCCUCGUGCUGGCGGGCGGCGGCCUUGCGACGCUCUUGGGCACGGCGAUGGGCGCGAGCGUGG